AUGCAGCCCGCCAUAGCACUCGCGCUCUUCCUGGGCCUCGUGGGGGCCAGGGCGCCGCGGACAGCGACGCCGGGGCACCGCAGGCAGCGCCACCCGCCGGCCCGGGCGACCCGGACGACGGCGGCAGCAGCAGCAACGGGCGACUGGGACGACGCGGUGCCGCCCACGGCGACCGCAAGCUGGGUAAAGGACGGCGGCGGCGGCGGCGGCGGCGGCGACGACGACGACGACAACAACGACGGCGACGGCGACGUCGACGACUUCACCGUGUCCUUUACCCCGGCGGCGCGCAGGCCGGAGACGUCGGCGCCCACGAUGCCGGGCGACCCGCAGCAGCGCACCGUCAAGACGAGGGAGAGCAUCAGGUUCCUCCACGACUACGUCCACUACGACUUCGGCAUCGGGACGGCGUGGCCGCGCGGGACGGCGGCGCCGUCGUGCACGUGGUGGACGCGGGUGGGCGACACGCACGCCCGGUGGACGCAGGACGUGUACACGACGACGACGACGACGACGCUGACGCACAAGUGCGGGCACUGCGCCAUCGUGUGGACCACGCCGCACCGCGGCUUCGACUACGCAAAGGUCUACGACACCCAGACGGUCGACUACCCCUUCACCAUCACGGAGCUGGUGUGCGGCGGCCCCGAGGGCACGGGCUUCAUGAUGCCGCCGCACACGCCGACCGCCCCGCCGACCACCAAGACCGGCACCGGCACCUACCGGCGCACCAUGUUCGUCACGUUCCCGGACAAGGGCCCCACCACCAUCACCCCGACCGGCGUCACCUCCCCCGGCUGCACCCGCUCCACCGCCGUCUGGGGCGGCGGCAUGAUCAGGCCUAACAAGAUCGUCUUCUACCAGGUCUCCACCGUCAGCACCGUCACCAAGGACUGCGGCACCUGCGCCCUCGCCUGGUCCACAAAGUGGUUCUGGCAGAACGUCCGCGGCGAGCUCGACCACUGGCACACCGCCACCGCCCUCAGCAACAUGUUCAUCGCCACCAGGCUCGAGUGCGGGCCCGCCGUCCCGACCGAGGCCUACGAGCGCUUCACCUUUACGCCCACCCAGACCAUAAUUACCUCAGAUUUCUAG
This is a messenger RNA of Metarhizium album ARSEF 1941, 1095 nucleotides long. RefSeq lists its product as uncharacterized. NCBI's taxonomy places the organism in Eukaryota, Fungi, Ascomycota, Sordariomycetes, Hypocreales, Clavicipitaceae. Bases 1 to 1095 code for a protein of 364 amino acids. The transcript is spliced from 2 exons. The record is from RefSeq and is a predicted model, not a curated record.